Messenger RNA from Parasteatoda tepidariorum (common house spider), 956 nucleotides. RefSeq names its product RNA-binding protein pno1. NCBI's taxonomy places the organism in Eukaryota, Metazoa, Arthropoda, Arachnida, Araneae, Theridiidae. The record is from RefSeq and is a predicted model, not a curated record. Gene Ontology annotation, cellular component: nucleus. Gene Ontology annotation, molecular function: RNA binding.
AAAAUCAAAUAAAAUCAAAAUAUUUUCCUUUUCUGUGGUCACUCUGGUUACAGUAGUUCAUUAUAUUUUCGUGAGUCAAAAUGUUAUAAAAGCGGCCUGAAAUCAAAAAUUUAGAACUCCUUCUAUAAUCUAAGCGUAGUAAAUAUAAUCAUUGAAUAUUUUGAUAAUAAUAAUUCAAUUGAACAAAAAAUUUCAAAUCGCCAAGCAUUUAAAACAAAAACCAUGGAGGAAUCAAACAAACAUGAAAAUUCUGAUGUUGAAUGGUCUGUGCCUAAGUCAAAGAAAAGGAAACAAACCGGUAUGGAUGUAGACAUGCAAUCAGAUAGGAAAAGGCAUAGACCUCAUUUUCCACCUGCAAAAAGCGUUGAUUCGACUGGAAAAGGAGAGAUGAGAAAGAUCCCUGUCCCUCCAAAUAGGUAUACACCUUUAAAAGAAAAUUGGAUGAAAAUAUUUACUACUGUUGUUGAGCAUCUUCAUCUUAGUAUUAGAUUCAACUUAAAAAGAAGAAUGGUUGAAAUACAAACGUGUAAAGAAACUAAAGAUGUUAGUGCGCUUCAGAAAGCAGCAGAUUUUGUUCAUGCCUUCACUUUAGGUUUUGAUGUUGAUGAUGCAAUGUCUUUGGUGCGUUUAGAUGAAUUAUUUUUAGAAUCUUUCGAUAUUAAAGAUGUUAAAACUUUACAUGGUGACCAUAUAUCUCGAGCUAUUGGCAGACUUGUGGGUAAAGGUGGUAGAACAAAGUAUACAAUAGAAAAUGCUACAAAAACAAGGAUAGUAGUAGCUGAUAGCAAAAUUCACAUCAUGGGCUCUUACCAACAUAUUCGUGCAGCAAGAACUACUCUUUGCAAUCUCAUUUUAGGGUGUGCUCCUUCAAAAGUACAUGGUACAAUGAGACAAGUUGCCAAUCGUUUAUCAGAAUCCCUGUAGUUUUGUAAAUAAAUAUUUAUUCGAAGUUGCAA